This is a messenger RNA of Capronia epimyces CBS 606.96, 720 nucleotides long. RefSeq lists its product as uncharacterized. The coding region runs from base 1 to 720 and encodes 239 amino acids. NCBI's taxonomy places the organism in Eukaryota, Fungi, Ascomycota, Eurotiomycetes, Chaetothyriales, Herpotrichiellaceae. The transcript is spliced from 2 exons. The record is from RefSeq and is a predicted model, not a curated record.
AUGUCUGCUGAACAGGAAACCAAAAGCACCGAAGAAACUUCAAUCGGCGGCAACCUCGACGCUGCUGGAUCCGCCUCAGGCGCUGCCAAUAUUGGAGCAUCAGGUUCCUCGAAGAAAUCCGAAGAAAGACGAAAGCCCAAAAAGCUGGGCCAGAAGGCUCAAUCGAACGGUACACCACAGAAAGAAGACGCCGAAGGUGAACAGGACGAACCGUCAUCACCAACCCCGCAGCCACAGAAAAUGGAGCAGCAAUCUCGCUCGAAGUCGCGACAAGCAAGCCGAGGUCGUGGUCGACAGUCGAGUCUACCACCAAGCGACACCGACAGUGCAUAUCGAAGCGACGUAUCGCAGAAGGGCGCACGAAGGACCAGAAACCGGAACCGCGGGAAAGCGCAAGCGCAAGCACAAACCCAGCAGCAGGGAGGAGGCGGCGGCCCCCUGGACGCCGUUGAUGAGGUCGGCGAGACCGUUAAUGGUGUCGUCGAUGGUGCCAGCGGCGCUCUCGACAACACUGUUGGAAAUGUUGGUAAAGCAGUGGGAAAGCCCCAUGAGGCUCUUGGAGGUCUGCUCCAUUCCAAGGGCGGCAACGAAGAGGGAGGAGAGAAAGAUGAGGGUGGGACAGAUGAGCAACUGAGAUUACGACUCGACUUGAACCUAGACAUUGAAGUCCAGCUCAAGGCAAAGAUUCAUGGCGACUUGACUCUUGGUUUAUUGAACUAG